Parasteatoda tepidariorum (common house spider) is the source of this 2778-nucleotide messenger RNA. RefSeq names its product Ran-binding protein M (gene RanBPM). The record is from RefSeq and is a predicted model, not a curated record. Gene Ontology annotation, molecular function: protein binding. Lineage: Eukaryota; Metazoa; Arthropoda; Arachnida; Araneae; Theridiidae.
AAAAAAAUCUUACUGUUAAUAAAUAAAUAAGAGAAUGACUUUUUGAUUUCUGAUCAGAUUCUCUGCGCAACAAAGAAUUUCGACAUUUGUGUUCAACUGCUCAACGCUACAUUGCGUUUGAGAUGAUCGAGAACUCAGAGAGAGGACAAAUGGCGACUAUGAAUGAACACAUAGUCUGGAAUGAGCCACAAAUAACUUCGAUAACUCAUCAAACAGAUCGUCUUAAGACUUUAUAUCCUAUGGUUAAUGAAAAUGAAACACCUCUUCCACGAUCAUGGAGCCCUAAAGAUAAAUUUACUUAUAUUGGCUUGUCCCAAAAUAAUUUAAGAGUGCACUACAAAGGAUCUGGUAAAAACCAUAAAGAUGCUGCUAGUGUGCGUGCUACACAUCCAAUCCCUGCUGCUUGUGGUUUAUAUUAUUUUGAAGUGAAGAUAGUUAGCAAGGGUCGAGAUGGUUAUAUGGGAGUUGGUCUUUCUGCUCAAGGAGUAAAUAUGAAUAGACUUCCAGGCUGGGACAAACAUUCAUAUGGUUACCAUGGUGAUGAUGGACAUAGCUUCUGCUCUAGUGGUACUGGUCAACCCUAUGGGCCUACUUUUACUACUGGGGAUGUGAUUGGUUGUGGUGUGAAUCUCAUUGACAACACGUGCUUUUAUACAAAAAAUGGUCAUCAUUUAGGCAUUGCUUUUACUGAUCUUCCGCCAAAUCUUUAUCCCACUGUUGGUCUUCAAACACCUGGGGAAGUAGUAGAUGCUAAUUUUGGGCAGUCUCCUUUUGUCUUUGAUAUAGAAGAUAUGAUGAAAGAAUUGAAGAGGCGCACAAGACUUACCAUAGAACGUUUUCCUGUAAUUGAUAAACAGGGAGAGUGGCAGACUACAUUACACAGAAUUGUACAGACAUAUCUGGUACAUCAUGGCUAUUGUUCCGCAGCUGAAGCAUUUGCUCAAAGCACUGGUCAAGCUUUCACAGAAGAUGUCAAAUCUAUCAAAAAUAGACAAAGAAUUCAAAAACUAGUUCUUGCUGGACGUAUGGGAGAAGCAAUACAAACUACUCAAAAUUUAUAUCCUGGCCUUUUGGAACAAAAUCCUAAUUUAUUAUUUAUGUUGAAAUGUAGACAAUUUAUUGAAAUGGUUAACGGAACUGACAGUGAAGUCCGUCCCACCAAAAGUCCUCGUUCACAGAGCAAUUCUCCAAAUAUGAGUCCUAACUACUCCAAUGUAUACUUUCACCAUAGGCCAGCAAAUUUAUCCACAUGUACCUCCCCGGUGGUGUCCACCACAUCUCCAAGUCGCAGUCCUCACAAUUCCCCAUUCAUUUCACCCAAAUCCUCUUCCCUGCCAGUGACUAUAGAAAACAAUGUAAAUAACAAUGUGACUGUGAGUCUGUCUUCUAUAGAAGAAAUGAAUGCAGCCAAUCGGGUGAUGAAUGGGGAGGUUUUAAAUGGCAAUUCCGAGGUGACUUCCUCAAACUUUAUCCAUUCAGAUGCUGAUGUUGAAAUGGAGAAUUUAGAUACUGUAAAUGAUAAUGCUGAUAGGACUUUGCCUUAUACAACAAAUGGAACUGUGAUAUCUUAUCACAAUAAAGAUGAAAUUGAAAGUAAUCAAGAAAAAACUGGGAAUGAAAUGGACAUUGAUGCACCUUCAAAUAGGAAGCAAGUGUGUGGUGGCAGCCAAGCUGCUAUUGAAAGAAUGUUAAAUUUUGGUAGGGAGCUUCAUUCAAUGAGUGUACAGCUAAAGAGAGAUUUUGGUAGUAAUUCUACAAAUAAAAAAAUGUUACAGGAUGCUUUUAGUCUUUUAGCAUAUGCAGACCCAUGGGCAAGUCCUGUUGGUUUCCAGUUAGAUCCUGUACAAAGAGAGCCUGUAUGUGCUUCAUUAAACAGUGCAAUUCUUGAGUCCCAGAACUUACCACGCCAGCCUCCUCUUGAGGUAGCGAUAGCCCAUACUCAAGAACUUGUAAAAUUAAUGUCAAAAGCUGGACUGGGAUCAUGUGCAUUUACUAAUCUUGAUGACCUGUUACAAUGAUUCGAGGCUAAUACUAAAACUUUGCCAUUUAGGGAGUCCAGAAGUACUGAGAGCCACGCUGCUCAUUAUUACGACCAAUCGGGUCAUCUCAUACAAGAGGGUAGUAUUUCCCUCCAAUCACACCUAUAUUUCAUUUCAAAUAUACUUCGACUCUUGGCAACAAGUUUGUAGGGCAAUGUUAUAGCAUCAUUGCUAUUUAGCUAUGGUGAUUGAAAUUUAAACUCAAGCUAACCAGUGUUUAAACUAACUGUACUGGAGCUGGGGUGAAUAUUUAUAUUUAUCUUGAAUUUUGUUGACUCUAUGCAGAAAGCUUAAUGUGUGCCGCCAUCAGAGUGUAAAUAAUAUAUAAUACUGAAUUAUAUUUUGAAAAUGAUUAUUAUCACUUUGUUCGUUAAUAAGGAGACGUUUUGUUUUCUUUGUUUUGCUUCGGCCAUGCAAAAAGUAUAUUGGAUUCUAUCUAGACUGGUUUGUCUGUAGGAAUGUUUAAGAAGAAAAAAAAUAAUGAUUAUAUUGCAUGAAAUUAGUUCAGAUAAAUAUUUGUGAUUGGCAUAUAUUUCGAGAAAAUCGUUUUUAUCUUUUAUGCAAAUUUAUUAUCUCUGUUAUGUGAUUUAUGAUGUAAAAAUUUUAUAUUUUUCUUUUUACAUUUCAUUCUAAAAUGUGCUAAUAGAAAAAGAAAUUAAUAAAUUAUGUUGUAAAAGCGCUUGAAGGGAUGUGAUGUAAGAUCCACAACUUUUUAAGUAAAUAAAAUAAUUUUAAUGCA